Candidula unifasciata is the source of this 1242-nucleotide messenger RNA. NCBI's taxonomy places the organism in Eukaryota, Metazoa, Mollusca, Gastropoda, Stylommatophora, Geomitridae. The record is from the annotation of a GenBank genome assembly.
AUGACUUCGCCUAGCACGGCAGGUCACAUCCAGGUCAGCAAUGCACUCUGGGACACCACCAUCAGCACCUUGGCAACACUCCACCAAGGCAGCAGCAAUCGCAGCACCAAAUUUGAUCCCGAACUGGAGAAAUACGUUCUCUUCCACGUCGCUUACUUCCUCAACAGUUAUUACUUGUGGAUCGUGUUCGCCUUUGGCUUCCCGGGGAAUAUUGUGAGCUUUAUGACGAUACUUCGUAUGAAGCCGUUUACAUCACCAACUCGCUACGUGGCCACUCUGGCGUUUGUAGACAACGUGUGUUUGUUGUGCAAAAUUCUCUUCUUCUCUUUAACCAAGUUUGAUGUCAACAUUGGCAACAGAGGCUGUGCAUUCGCAAACUGGCUCUUGGUGGCCAUGACUGUAGAGAGAUGUCUGGCCAUCUGCUUGCCGCUCAAGGUCGGCUCCAUCUGCACCAGGUAUGAAUUUACGCUCAUUUUGUUAACUGCUUAUAUACAAACAGUAUUAUUUAGUAUAUGUUUCCACUUUGCCAUCACCUCUGAGAUGAUCGACAAGAAUGGGGACUACAAAUGUCAGCCCAGCGGCGACUACGACUGGUUCAUGCGAGUCUGGUACUGGCUGGACGCCGUCAUUUACGCUUUCCUUCCAGCACUGCUGCUCAUUGUUCUCAACGCCCUCAUUAUCAAAGGGAUUCGACACUCGGCUAUAGUGCAGAGAGAACUAACAAGCAAGGCCUCUCAAGUAGCAGAAACUACGCGACAACAGAGGCAAAUCACUAUCAUGUUGGUUGUUGUCUGCAUCGCAUACGUUCUCCUCAUUACACCACUGGCUCUCUUCUACGCCAUCCAGCCCUACUGGUCAUACAAACAAAACCCGGGAGAGCACGCCAAGUACCUCUUCAUCAACCAGUUGGCUUUCAUGUUGUCCGACUCCACUCACGCCGUCAACUUUUAUCUCUACUUCUUCAGCACUCAGCGGUUCCGCAAGCGAUGUCUGGAAACUCUCUUCUUUUGCUGUUUGCCGCGAAGACAGACUCGUCGGUUCCGAGGCUCUACCAUCUCUGGAAUGUCCAAAGCGUUCCGACUUAGCGUCACGGAUGAUACGACGGCGCACCACAACACUGUACAGUUGGCCAACCUUUCGUCUUCCUCGUCUUCUUCGUCAAACCAUCUUCUAGUUGGCAACGGAGAUAACAGCAUGACGAGGCUAAAGCGAGGUCGGGAUUGUAGCUUGACUGUUGCUUGA